Molecule: messenger RNA, 2106 nt
Organism: Eriocheir sinensis (Chinese mitten crab)
Lineage: Eukaryota; Metazoa; Arthropoda; Malacostraca; Decapoda; Varunidae
Exons: 2
Coding region: 947-1723 (258 amino acids)
Source: RefSeq, a predicted model, not a curated record
UGUUCUAUCUGGUCAGUUAUCCUUCCUCUUUUCCUUGGUCUGUCUGGUCAGUUAUCCUUCCUCUUUUCCUUGGUCUGCCUGGUCAGUUAUCCUUCCUCUUUUCCUUGGUCUGUCUGGUCAGUUAUCCUUCCUCUUUUCCUUGGUCUGUCUGGUCAGUUAUCCUUUCUCUUUUCCUUGGUCUGUCUGGUCAGUUAUCCUUUCUCUUUUCCUUGGUCUGUCUGGUCAGUUAUCCUUUCUCUUUUCCUUGGUCUGUCUGGUCAGUUAUCCUUUCUCUUUUCCUUGGUCUGUCUGGUCAGUUAUCCUUUCUCUUUUCCUUGUUCUAUCUGGUUUAUUAUCUUUUCUCCUUUUCUUCGUCUGUCUGGUCAGUUAUCCUUUCUCCUUUUCUUCGUCUGCCUGGUCAGUUUUCCUUUUUCCUUUCCUUGUUCUACCUGGUUUAUUAUCUUUUUCUCCUUUUCGUCGUCUGUCUGGUUUGUUAGCCACUUCAUCAUUUUAUUUUUCAUUCAUUCAUCUUGCUUUAUUUUUUUCUUCUAUCCUGUUUUAUUCUUUUCUCCUUUUCUUGUUUCUUCGUUUCUUUUUAUUCUUUACUUGAUUUAUCUCUAGUUUGUUAUCCCUGCUCUUUUCCUUACCCCUCACCAAAUCAUUUACCUCCCCAUCACCUCGGCUCACUCCCUUCACCCUUCCCUACACACACACACACACACACACACACACAUACAGCCUCCUCAACAACCCUCAUCUUACUCUCUCCCCCAAUAGCCUUCCUUCCCCGUAUCUUACCCUCCCUCGCUCUCACUAAAACUGCCAGCACUGCGCAAUCAUAGUGAAUCUCCAGACAUAUCCAUUGUGCGUGCGGGGGGGGAAGGGAGGGGGGUCUGACGGCUCGCGCAAAUGAUUGGGAGAGCGUUCGGCGGUGUGUGAUAUCUCGCCGCUUGCACAAUCCCGAGUGAUGGCGUGUGGCCAUGAUUGCGCAAACGGCUUCAGUCGGGGAGCGGCAGCCAUGGAGAGUGCACGAGGGACGCAGGAGUUUUGGAGGGAGUUUAUCGAGCUCUACCGGCUAUUACCAGCGCUGUGGAAGGUGAAAAGCAACGAGUACAGAAACAGAGCGCUCAAAGGGGAUUGUUAUCGUAUAUUGGUGGAGAAAUUACAAGAAAUAGACCCCAGUGCGACCCGGGAGACGGUGACGAAGAAGAUUAACGCGUUCCGCUCCAACUACCGAAGAGAGCUGAAGAAAGUGAUCGCCAGUGAGAGACCAGGAGCUCCUGGGACAGCCGGCGUUUACAGACCUUCCUUGUGGUACUUCAAUGAUCUCGCGUUCCUUCGAGAUCAGGAAGUACAGGAGGAUGGCGGAGUCCCAAGUUGUGGCGAUGAGGGGGAGCCGAGGAAAAGACGUGAAGGAUCAGUGGAUGGUUCAGCACCGAACACAUCCUGCGCUGACCGAGCUGACGUGUGUGAUAACCCACAGAAGAUGGCAGCACUCCCGCCAAACAAGAGAAUGAGGACGGAUAUAGAUAGUAGACUUGCUGAACAAUUGUUACUGGCAAGCAAUUUUCAACGAAGAGACGACGCCGUUGAUGUGCUAGCAAGGAGCUGGGCUCAAGAAUUUAUGAACAUGAAAGCCGAUCAACAACUUUUCGCAAGGAAGGCAAUAAAUGACAUACUUUUCGAGGGUCGGCUAGGGACCUUACACCGUCACUCUGUUAAGAUUAACGAAGGCAGUACUUAACAAACUAGGACCUCCGCAUACAGCUCUAUUUUUUACCUGGCAUUACUAGUGCGUUUGAUAACACAACCGCCCGUCUCUUGCAGGGUUGUCUCUUGAUUCGGGAUGGUGUGGGUUACGUCAGCGAACGGUGCGAUGUACCGAUCACACAUGUAUACAUUUUUUUUCCAUGCCAUGUAUGAACAAAAUAUUUUUUUUCAAGUAAAUGAAUCACGUACCUAACAAUGAGUGUUGCUUUCUAAUUCACAGUAUAUGUUCCAUCCCUUUUCUGCCAACUGCCUUGUUGAUAGUUCCUCUAGUUAUGGAAAUAAUUUUCAUUACCUUGCUAACAUUGUAUGUGGAAUAUUGUACUUGUUAAUAUAUAUCUGAUUAUAUCAUAAGUGGUA